CAAUCUGGCUGAAUUGUACCGUAUGUAGCUGCACUACAACAGAUUCUUACCGUUUUCACAAGGUCAGAGAUGGUAAAUGGUCAAUACUGACUUUUAUUUUUAUUCCCUUGACUCAAGACAGCUAACUUCAUUUUCAGAACUGUUUUAAAACUUUGUGUGCUGGUUUGUAGGGAGCGGUGCGACAGCUGUAUGAUAAUGAGGUGAAUCUGGCGCCCUCCUAACAACAGUACUGAGCAUGCGUGGAGUUUUGCACCUGACGUCAGUCUGGCUGGGGCGGUACUAUGCUAAAUGGGAGUUCAUGCCUCGCCAAUCUCUGGAGGACAAGUAGCUGGGAUGGCAGUGGGGUGACUCGUGCCCCACCAAUCCCUGAAAGAAGAUUAGCAUACUGUUGUGUAUAUAAGCCGAGCGGCUUUGCCGCUCGGCGCGGUAACACUUAAAGCUGUAACACUUGGAGCUGUAACACUUGGAGCUGUAACACUUAGGGCUGGCUGCCGCCGCCUCCCUGUAUCAACAAAGAAGGUCUCCUGCAGUAAAGGCUGUUGAGAAGAAUCCAACCGUGUUGCGUCUUCCUUGCCGGACGAGGUGGGCGCGACAAAGUGGUGGCCCGUACGGGGACGAGGACAUCCUCGUGGAUCUCAGAACUCUUCAGCUUCAGGAGGAGCGACGUCGGAAAAGUUCCCGGUAAGGGACCAUAAAGUUCUCUGGAGAAUCAAGAAAAUCCAAUUUGGGUACCUGAGCGCUUGACUCGAAAAUUGCCUUCUGCUCUUCCUGAAGAUGAGACUACGAACCCUACUAUUGCUACUGGGAAUGAUAAUACAGGUUAAUUCGAUCACCCUGUGGGCUAUUGCCAGAUCCUGGCCAGUACCCAUGCCAGUCCAUAGCAAUUCUACUGUUUUACCAACCUUUUUCUCUACCUCCUGUUUGCGUGAUGUUCCUUGUAUAGUGCCAACUGGAGAAAUGCCCCAACGGUAUGCCGCCACUAACGUUUCUCUGUUGCAUACCUUAUGUUUUACCAUUAAAGACUCUUCCCUGCCCUGUAUUUGGUUACGUAGAGCCACGUUAGCUAAUUGGUUGAAUCCUAUAAGUGACAGCACAAUGAACACCGGGAUCAUCCUGGCUGCCUUGAGUCAAAUUGCCCAGGGAGUCUCUUCACCCAGCGAGGACAUGUCAGUCGAUAGUUCUGCUGAUCUGAACAUUACAACACUAAUUGUGAUGCAUAAUUGUAGUGUUCCAUCACGCCCAGGGCAAGGUAACUAUGCACAGAAUAGCUCUACCCGUCGUAGAGUCUUACCCGCUUGCCCCCCGAAUCAAGAGUUUCCACCUAAUUUUACCCCAUGUCAGAGUCCAUUCCAUAGAACAAAACAAUUCCUACCGGGAUUUGAAUUUUCCCCUCCUCUUGGCCAUGUACAGUAUGACUGGGGGGAGAAUAAGACUGGCAAGCAUAAUCUCUGGCCUUGGUUUCAAUGGGUGCUGUCCAAUGAGCAAGGGGCAUAUACAUCCCUGACCCCUUUUGCUAGGUUGAUGGGUGAGAACUUCACGCUGUAUAAUGUUUCGGCUACAAGAAAAAAGGAUACCAGGUUGACCCAUAUUCAAUAUAAUAACCUCUUGGAACAUAAUACUGCCACUAGUACUUCAGUAUGUGUUAGAUCACCCUUUUUCUUUCUGAUAAGCUCUAAUGUCAGCAAUGGUGUUUUAAAUUGUAAUAGCUCUGAUGUAGUCUGCUAUUUAGCUGAAUGCUGGGAUGGCAACAAUGACACCGCAGUGAUGGUCAAGAUUCCCUCCUUUGUGCCAAUCCCAGUAGAGGCAAACCCAGAUAGUUUUCCUAUUCUCAAUUUGCUGAGAACCAAAAGAGAUUUUGGAAUUACGGCAGCCAUAAUUUCAGCCAUCGUGCUGUCUGCUGCCGCAGCUACCACAGCUGCAAUUGCUAUGACCAAUCAAAUACAGACGGCUGAGACUGUCAAUCAGAUUGUAGAAAGAACUGCAAUGGCGCUAGAGAUACAAGAAGAAUUUAAUACUCAUUUGGCAUCUGGCCUUCUAUUAGCCAAUCAAAGGAUAGAUUUAGUUCAAGAACAAAUUGAAGCACUGUAUCAUAUGACACAGCUGUCUUGCGUUUCCUCCCUAAGAGGUUUAUGCAUUACUCCUUUGCAAGCCAACUUUUCUCAGCAUUCUCAACAGAGCAAAGAAAUCUCAAAUUAUCUGAAAGGAAACUGGUCCAUGAAAGCAGAGCAACUAUCCAGACAAUUGCUGAUGCAGAUUGCUGUCCUCAACAGCACUAGGCUGGACCCCAUCACAAUUGAAGACUUUACCUCAUGGAUUACCAAUGCUUUCUCCUUUUUUAAGGAGUGGGCGGGCAUGUUUGCCUGGGGAGCUAUUGUCCUCCUGGGAUGCGGAGUAUGUCUCUGGCUUAUUGGCCGUUUAAAAAGAGAACAUGCCAGACACAAAGCGGUUGUUUACCAGGCUAUGACCGCCAUUGACAAUGGUGCUUCUCCCAAUGUAUGGCUGGCCUCUUUGAAAGAUUAAGAGUUCGCCCUAGAUCAUUUUUGUCACAGUCAUGUGGGGCCAUUGUAUCCAGGGACGGGCAACUUUCCUCGAGCUCGGACCAACCUAAGACACGGGGCCCGGUGGCGAUAGGGUGACCCAACGACGGGUAAGGCCGAGUCAUCGUCAGGAACGACCUAAGACAGGAGCAAUGACAAGAUUGACGUGACACCCAGAUCUAGACCAGUCAUUUUAUUAAACAAAAAAGGGGGAGAUGUAGGGAGCGGUGCGACAGCUGUAUGAUAAUGAGGUGAAUCUGGCGCCCUCCUAACAACAGUACUGAGCAUGCGUGGAGUUUUGCACCUGACGUCAGUCUGGCUGGGGCGGUACUAUGCUAAAUGGGAGUUCAUGCCUCGCCAAUCUCUGGAGGACAAGUAGCUGGGAUGGCAGUGGGGUGACUCGUGCCCCACCAAUCCCUGAAAGAAGAUUAGCAUACUGUUGUGUAUAUAAGCCGAGCGGCUUUGCCGCUCGGCGCGGUAACACUUAAAGCUGUAACACUUGGAGCUGUAACACUUGGAGCUGUAACACUUAGGGCUGGCUGCCGCCGCCUCCCUGUAUCAACAAAGAAGGUCUCCUGCAGUAAAGGCUGUUGAGAA
Molecule: messenger RNA, 3134 nt
Organism: Rattus norvegicus (Norway rat)
Lineage: Eukaryota; Metazoa; Chordata; Mammalia; Rodentia; Muridae
Source: RefSeq, a predicted model, not a curated record